Molecule: messenger RNA, 6503 nt
Organism: Gallus gallus (chicken)
Lineage: Eukaryota; Metazoa; Chordata; Aves; Galliformes; Phasianidae
Product: transient receptor potential cation channel subfamily M member 6-like
Exons: 7
Coding region: 1276-2154 (292 amino acids)
Biological process (GO): protein phosphorylation
Molecular function (GO): protein serine/threonine kinase activity; ATP binding
Source: RefSeq, a predicted model, not a curated record
CAUUGUUUGCUAUUUGCAGACCUAGUUACUUCAUCCUACUUAGUAGUUAAGAUCAGUUUCUAAUGAAUUCACAUGGCAAAUAGUGUGAGUUGAGUCCAAUAUUGUGUUAGUUUACAAAUGAUAGAAGCAGAAAUGUGUCUUGCUUGCACCAUAAGAGACAAAUGCUCUAACAACUAAGAGAACUGCUCCAAAAGUAAUGUCUCCUAUUUUAUUAAAUUGGCCACAAUGUAAGAGGCAGAUGUUAGUGGUGUGGCAGUGGAGGUAGAAUCUUCCCACCAGUGUUCUGUUACAUGUUGUUGCCACGUGACAGAUGGAAGCAGAGGGGGAGUCUAAUAAAACAGCAUCUGACAUAGAUGUGCAUAUGAAACAAAGGUGUGUCAUUGAAUUCCUCCAUGCAGAAAAAAUAGCACUCACUGAUGAUCUUCGAUACUUGCUGAGCAUUUAUGGAGGCUGUGGAUGUGAGUACAGUGAAGCAGUGGGCAGUGCGUUUCAGCAGUGCCAAAAGAGAUGUGAAAGACAAGCCAUGUUCCAGACAGUGAUACACAGCUGUCAUACCAUGAAAUGAAGAAAAUCUCUAUCAACUCAUCCAUUCAAUAUGGUGGAUUACAACCUGGCAACUGCGUACAGACCUGAAUAUUGGCUUCAGUGCAUUGGAAGUGGUGUUGGCAGUGUUGGAAUACUGCAAAGCUGCUCAUACAGGAGUAGAACACUGCAUGCAAGUUUGUCAGAACAGAUAAGAGGCUGAAAAUGGCAGUGUCCUGGAUCACAUAAUUACCAGUAACCAGACAUGGUGUCACCAAUACAAACUAGAGUCAAAAUGGCAGUUCAUGGAGUGGCAACAUGUGAAUUCCCCGCGGAAGUGAAAACUCAUGAUACAGCCUUCAGCAGGUAAAGUGAUGUGCACUGUCUUUUGGGAUAGGAAAGAGGGGAUACUUCUACUUUCCUGGAACCCAGACAAAUGUCCAUUCUGACUGCUACCUUGAGAUGCUGUCUAAAUUGAAGAGUCAAACUUCCAGAAUCAGUUCAUAGAAGAAAUCAACCUUUCUCUUACAACACUGUAACACUAGGCCCUACCAGUUUAAAGACCAUGGAGCCCAUUGCCUAUUUUGUUUGGAUUGUACUACCACACCCACUGUAUAGUCUGGAUCUGACACAUUCUGAUUUCUAUCUGUUCUGCUAAAGAUGUUUGCAUGGACAAUGUUUUCCUUAGCAACAAUGUUGUCAUAGCACCUGUGAAACAGAGGGUCACCUUCACUGGUGCAGAUUUUUACAAGCAUGGCAUCUGGAGAGGAAGUGACUGUCUAUCGACUUGAAGAGAGUUCACCUAUGAACCUUGGUAAAAGCAUGUCUUCUUGGUCCCAGCAUGGUAUGGCUGCAAUGAUCCAAGUCUUGUCACGGGAGGAGAUGGAUGGGGGUCUGCGGAGGGCCAUGAAAGUCAUUUGUACUUGGUCUGAGAAUGAUGUGUUAAAGCUGGGACAAGUAUUUAUUGUGAAGUCUUUUUUGCCAGAGGUGGUUCAGACUUGGCAAAAGAUCUUUCAUGAUGGUACAGUGUUACAUCUCUGCUUGAGGGAGAUCCAACAGCAAAGGGCUGCCCAAAAGUUAAUCUAUACCUUCAAUCAAGUAAAGCCUCAUACUAUUCCUUAUACUCCAAGGUUCCUGGAAGUUUUCCUCAUUUACUGCCAUUCUGCAAACCAGUGGCUGACCAUUGAGAAGUACAUGACUGGUGAAUUUCGGAAAUACAAUAACAACAAUGGAGAUGAGAUUACACCUAGAAGCUUGCUUGAAGAGCUGAUGCUGGCCUUCUCUCACUGGACCUAUGUGUAUACUCGUGGGGAGCUCCUUGUCCUGGAUUUGCAAGGUGUUGGGGAAAACCUCACAGACCCAUCUGUGAUUAAACCUGAAGACAAAAAUGUUAUUCCUUUUAGAUCUGGAAAGAUGGUAUUUGGACCAGCAAACCUAGGAGAAGAUGCAAUAAGAAACUUCAUCGCAAAGCAUAACUGUAACUCUUGCUGCAAGAGGCUGAAACUUCCUGAUUUGAGAAGAAAUGACUGCACAGUGGAAAGAUUCUGUCCAGCCUUCAAAAAAGAAAUAGAGACAAGUGCCAGAGGAAGUGAUGACGAAAACGAGACUGUGGAGUAUGACACACGGCUGUGAAGCAAUGGCUGUGAGCAGAGUGCAUACUUGGAAGCUUGAAAACCUGUCCCUUGUCAUUGCCAUGUGUCAGUCCAAAAGAACAAAACAUAGAUAUCUGAUUGCAACGUCAGUUCUGAUCACUUGACAGAUGCUAUAGGCAAGAAACAACAACAAAAAAAUCUUUUUAUUUACUCCCUUCCCAUGGCCUUCUGAUGGUCCAUUUUUACUACCCAUAUAAUUGCCAGGAGCAGGUCCCUUCUUAGCUGGAUGAACUGUUGCAUUAGUGCCUUUUUCUGGAAAUGUGGUUAAUGGUUCCAAAAUGUACUUGCUUAGGAUAAUGACUGUGACAAAACAGUUACGGUGGGAAAUAAUUUGAUGUGAUUUAUCUCUCUGCUCUUCAAUAAAUAACUGUAUACACAUGUAAAUCACACAUUUUCAAAUGUGGAGGCCACUCAAAAACAUCCUCACUUUUGCCCUGUGUAUAGGAGACUUUCCAAGGCAUUGCAGAAGUACAGUUUUGUCUUGUUUGUUGACUUUGACCCAGAGACAGACCUAGAAGACACAAGUAACAAAUUAGUGGUUAAACAGUUGUUGCUGAUAUAACAAGUGUAAUGUAGAAUUUUAUGGGAGCUUCAAUCCUUCUCAUAUACCAAAACCAAAUCAAACAAUGAAGAGUUAGUUUAUUGGGCCCACAAGCAUUGUUUAUCUUUCCUAUUCUGUGUUGAUAAAUUUGAUAGAUUCAUGAUCUUUAGAACAAACAUAAAGAAUAACUGAUUGUGAUUUAAAUUUUAGCAGGAUCUACUUUUCUUCAUGUUACCUUCAGAGUGUUGUUAAGUCAUUAGGUGGUUAAUUGCAAAACAUUUUAAAAGCCAUAAAAAGUAAUGUGUUCCAUUUGGUAUUUAGAUUUUUAUUGCCAUUGCCAGGCUGUACAAAGGAUUGUUUUCUAUCAGUGUGAUAUCUGUAUGCUUUUACAACAUGUUGAUGUGUUUCUGUUGAUUCAGUAGAAGUUCAUAAAAAUGAAAGUCAGUUAUGUGCAAUAUGUUUUUGUGUAGAAUAAGAAUUGAAAUGAUCUGUUCAGCACAAACAUCUAAUACAACUUAUGUUGUAUUAAAGAUCACUUCUACCAUUAAAACAUCUCUGUAAUUUUGUAUUAAGAGUAGAAAUACUUAAAGCAGACAUGCACAUCAACAGAAAAGUUAAUACUUGAAUAAGAAAUAAAAUCAUAUUUCUGCCACAGUGUAUAGUAAAUUUUAAUGUUUAAAGGACCUACUUGUUAUACUUACUAUUAAUUUUGUAUAUUUAGAAAUUUUUAUGUACACAGAGGAAUUUUAGAAGCAUUAGAAACAUAGAAAAAUUGAGUUGGAAGGGACCUUAAAGAUCAUCCAGCUCUGCCAUGGGCAGGGUUGCCAACUGUUAGAAGAAGUUUUCCAGGACACCUCCUACUAGAUUAGGUUGCUCAAAGCCUCAUCCAUCCUGGCCUUGAACACUUGCAGGGAUGGGCUGUCCACAGCUUAUCUGUUCCAACAUCUCACCAUCCUUUGAGUAAAGAAUUUCUUCCUAAUAUCUACUCUAGAUCUACUCUUUCACUUACAAGCCUAUGCCUUAAUUGCUACCCUCCCUCAUAAAGAGUGAUUCCCUAUCUUUCUUGCAGGCCCCCUGUAAGUACUGAAAGGUUGCUGUAGAAUCUCCACAGAGGCUGGGGAGAGGCUCUAGGCUAAGUAAUCCCAACAUUCUCAGCCUUUCUAACACUGUGGAGGUGCUCCAACCCUCUCAUCAUACUUGAGGCCUUCCUCUGGACCCAUUUUAACAGGUUUGUGCCUUAUGCUGAGGUUUCCAAAGCUGAAUGUGGUACACCAGGUGGUGUCUUACAAGAGUGGAGUAGAGAGGGAGAAUCACUUCCUUCAACUUGCUGGUCAUUCUGCUUUUGAUGUAAACCAGGAUAUGAAUGGCCUUCUACAGAAGUUAUACUUUACCAGUGAUAUGCUCCCAGUUUCUGUAUUGAUUAUGAUAUUGAUUAUGACAUCAACACAACCACCAACAGUACACUCAGCUGAGACAGCCGUCUUCAGUUCCUGAGACCACCCUGAAGUGAUUCUUCUUGCUUUUCCUCUUUCUGUGCAAAAAAACAUCACCUUUCUUCCUAUUAGAUUUUACUAUCCAUUUUUUUUUAAUCAAUUCAACAUAUCAGAAAACUUACACAUUUUCACUUCUACGAAAGAGGUUACCUUUCUUUCUUUCACAGGUGACAUUUUGCAGCUUACUAGUGAGGUUGUUUAAUUUUGUUUUUACAGAAUGAUGAUAGAUUUUCAUCCCAUUGCUGAUACAACAGUAGUUCUGCUUCAAGUGGCUGUUGUCUUAAAAGAGAGCUGUAGAGAUGUGUAUACUCACAUACAUACACAAAUUCUUUACAGACUGAACUUUUUCUAAAGGAUCUCUAACUGUUAAUUUGUCUUUACAUUUGGCCAAGUUAAGUGACACUUAAUACAUCUUAGAGCUGAAGAUUGUUUUAAAUACUGCCCUAAUAGUGCUGUUUUCCCCAAUCAUUGCCAUAAAUUCUUAUAUUCGGGGAUGCAAAAAUUUUGUGAGUUUUAUGAACAAUUUGUAUUAGACAUAAAAAACAACUUCCAUGCACUAGGCUGGUUCUGAGUGCCUUUAGUUUCUUUUUAAGUUUUGGAGAUAUUCCCUGAAUCCAUACUUGAGAUUUUCCUCUCUUGACAACUUUUCUGUUGCCUUUCAAAGAGAGUUACUUCUGCAUUCAGAACAAUACUUGUGAGAUUAGGCAGAGCACAUAUCCAUGUAGAUUCAUUUUAUUCCUUUUUAUUAUUUAUCCAUCCUGGUACGUACUACCUUCCCCUCAAAUAAAGGGUCCUUUCAAGGUACUCAUCUGUUAAAAUACAGUUGAUACAUACGUAUUUGAUAUCAGGUUUUUUUUUUUUUUUUUUUUUUUUUCUGUGUGAAGUACUAAUGUGAUAGAACAAGAAAAGGAUGCAUUUCAAAGUAUUGCUAUAUAUACUUCUGUCAGAACAUUAAUAAUUCCAGGCAUGUAAGCACUAAACCUAAAAAUUCAAUUGAUUCUGAGGUUAAUUAAUUUUGCCUCACCAUUCUUUUUUUGCACUUUUUUGGGGGGAAGGCUGAUUCACAUUUCACUGAAAUGUAAAUUUUGGUAAUCCAACUAAAGACCUUUCUUCACCCCAACUUAGUCAUUGUUCAGUAAUUAUAAUGAAAUUAUAAUACUAAUAAUAAUUUAUUUGAGUCCUUGGUGUUAUUCAUACCAUAAUUUCUGUACAUUCUUUAAAGUCAUUUUUGAUAUCUAAACACUGGGCUUAGGUUGAAGGCCAGACCUCCAGAAAACAUGAGAAAGAGCCAGAAACCCUUAGUGGGAAGAGCAAUAUGCUACACAAUAAAAGUGUGUAUGUGGAAUGAAAGAUUUUCAGGAUAGGGUUCUUCCUCUUCUUGUUUAACAGUUGGCAUAGAUGAGGGGAUCUUGCACAUUAAGCCGUAGGGUUUUCUAAUUAUUGGUUUCAGUAUUUGUUUUUGCAGAAAGCACAUUUGGGAUUAUUGUUUAACACUCCUAGUGGGGCUGCCCAGGGCCCCAUCCAACCUGGCCUUGAGUGCCCCCAGGGAUGGGGCACCCACAGCGUCUCUGGGCAGCCUGUGACAGUGCCUCACUGUCCUCUGAGUUAAGAAUUUCUGCCUAAACCUCCCCACUUGCCCUAACUCGAUAGUGUAUCUUGUAAAAAGUCAGUCUCUCUCCUGCCUAGAAGCUCUCCUCAAGUUACUGGAAGGCCACAACAAGGUCUCCAAGGAUCUUUCUUUUCUCCAGGCUGAAGAAGCCCAACUCUCUCAGCCUGUCUUCAUAGGAGAGGUGCUCCAGCCCUCUGAUCAUCCUCAUGGACUCCUCUGGACCUGUUCCAGCAGCGAGAUCUUAAAGGAAACUUUUUCAGAAAUUCAAUUGAAUCAAAGCCAGAUAUGUAUCUGGCAGCUACUGCAUUGGGAAAACAGCUUCAACUUAUGAAAAAUAUUCAGAAAUUCCAAAGCUCAUUCUCAGGAAGUUGUUUUUUGGUUUUUUUUUUUCCCCAUUUAUUUUAUUCACAGUUGUAGUGUAUUUGCGAUUCUUUCUCUAUUGCUAAGAAUAAAGGCAGAAGGGAUAAUACAUCUAACUUUCCUAGAAAUUGAGUUGUACUUGUUGUAGUUUUGUCAAUUUAUCUCAGACUGUUUCAAAAGAGUAAAAAACAAAUUUUCAGAAUGUUUCCGUUUUUUGGCGGGUGUAAAAUGAAAUGAUGAAAUAGUAAGGUGAAAGUUGCAUACAGAAAAUGGCAUGGUUAUUUUUCUUUUUAAUUUCAGUGUAAUAAAUAUAUACUAAUUCUUUA